AUGGAAACGCAUUCUUGGGAUUUUUGGCCAUUUUUCUACGACGAGAAAUGUGCAUCGACACGGACGGAGAAACGAGUGGAACAGCGGUGGAAAUCGAAAAUAACGACUAUGGCGGACAUCUGGGCGAAAAUGGACGCCGAGGAAAGCGCUGGAUUUGAUGGAAAUAGGCCGCGACAUGAUACUGACAACGCGUCACAGACCCUUGUGCCUGCCCCCCGCUCCUUCUUCAUGGACGUCAAGUGCCCCGGCUGCUUCACCAUCACCACUGUCUUCUCCCACGCCCAGACCGUCGUCAUCUGCCAGGGCUGCACCACUGUCCUCUGCCAGCCCACCGGUGGUAAGGCUCGCCUCACCGAGGGCUGCUCUUUCCGCCGCAAGUAG
Neurospora hispaniola is the source of this 381-nucleotide messenger RNA. RefSeq names its product ribosomal protein S27-domain-containing protein. The record is from RefSeq and is a predicted model, not a curated record. Gene Ontology annotation, cellular component: ribosome; cytosolic small ribosomal subunit. Bases 1 to 381 code for a protein of 126 amino acids. NCBI's taxonomy places the organism in Eukaryota, Fungi, Ascomycota, Sordariomycetes, Sordariales, Sordariaceae. The transcript has 2 exons. Gene Ontology annotation, biological process: ribosomal small subunit assembly; translation. Gene Ontology annotation, molecular function: structural constituent of ribosome; RNA binding.